This is a messenger RNA of Lathyrus oleraceus (garden pea), 618 nucleotides long. RefSeq lists its product as uncharacterized. Bases 1 to 618 code for a protein of 205 amino acids. NCBI's taxonomy places the organism in Eukaryota, Viridiplantae, Streptophyta, Magnoliopsida, Fabales, Fabaceae. The transcript has a single exon. The record is from RefSeq and is a predicted model, not a curated record.
AUGCACUGGCUGCGAGCUGGGGAUCUUAACACUAAAUUCUUCCACCUCUCAGCCACAGUAAGGAGAAGCUAUCAGAAAAUUGACAUGAUCAAGAAUGGAGACGAGGAAGAGAUUAGACACCAAGAGGGAAUGUGCGAGAUUGUGAAGAACUACUUUAAAAAUCUCUUUACUGUGAGAUUGUUGAGACCGGUUUCGAAGGAAGAGUUACAUGAGGCAAUACCGGAAAUGCACCCCGACAAGUCUCCAGGUCCAGAAGAUUUUAAUCCGACAUUUUACCAAAAAUUAUGGGGUACAUGCAUUGAUGAUAUAUUUGAGGCGGUCAAGCAUUGGUUGGAUAUGGGUUCCUUUCCACCGGCACUUAGCGAAACGAAUAUCUGUUUGAUUCCUAAGUGUAUUAAACCUCGUAAUAGGAAUGAUUUGCGGCCUAUUUUGUUAUGCAAUAUGGUCUAUAAAUUGUUUUCUAAGAUGAUGGCGAAUAGGAGGAGAAAGUGCUUGUCGAAGUGUGUGUCGAAGGAACAAUCGACGUUUGUGGAAGGUCGAUUCAUUAUUGAUAAUGCUAUGAUUGCAAUUGAGGUCAUUCAUGCUCUUAAGAGAAAGACUCAAGGAAAUGUUGCAUAG